Molecule: messenger RNA, 1805 nt
Organism: Entrophospora sp. SA101
Lineage: Eukaryota; Fungi; Glomeromycota; Glomeromycetes; Entrophosporales; Entrophosporaceae
Source: the annotation of a GenBank genome assembly
AAAAUAGUUCACCUAUGGAUCUUGACAAGUCAUUUCUAGUAACCAAUGAUUCCUUAUCCAGAGAUGAUUAUGUUUCUCUAUCCCAAGAUGUCUUUGAUUCAACUUUCCAAAAUGCAUCAAAUGUUUACCCCCAAGAUAUUUUAGAUCACUCAUCUGUUAAUACUAUAGAUCAAACUAAUAUGGCAGAACUUAAACAAAGAAGAAAAACUUAUGUUUCCCAGACCCGUUCUCUUGUUAGUAAAAGGAAAUCAAUAUCAGAUAAAGUCUUUCAAAAUGCUGUAACAAAAAAAUUCAAAGCAAAUAAAAAUGCCUACACACCUGAAUUUGUUUCCCUAGCUACUCAAAUGAGUAAUAUUGGUCAGAUGUCUUUAUCCUCAACUGUUCAAUGUACAAAGGAGAUCUUUGCCUUUCUAACUGGUCAAUCACCUGAAUCCUGGUUAUCCCAUAGAACAUUGGCAAGGUGGAAUAAAGAGGUAGCUCAAGUUGUGAUUCAUGACAAUCUUCCUAAUAAAGAUUGUAGAUUCUUUUCUUAUGGUAUUAUUGCAGAUGAAAGCACUAGAGGAGAGAAAAAAAUUUUCUUAGUAUGCUUGUCAUAUUGGAACCAUCACACUAAUGAACCCUUACUUUCUAUAAUCCGAAUGGUAGAUAUAGAAUGUUGUAGUGCUAUUGUUGUCUGUGAUACUAUAAUAGAAUCAUGUCAAUCUUAUAAUAUAUGUACAAAUAAAUGUCUGUACUGGCUUACUGACAAUACUGGAUAUAUGUCUGGGGAAAAGGGUGGUGCUGUAGUUGAGUUCAAAAAAAAAACAGGAUCAAAGACAGUUAGGAUUCCUUGUGGCCUCCAUGCAAUUCAUAUUGUUGUAAAUGCUUUUGAGAAAAUUACAUUUGGCAGUAAUCCUAAUCCCUCUGGUUUGUCCUUACGUCCACAUCCUUUUAAUCUACUGAAUCUUGCCUACUACCUUCACAAUGGUUACAAUGAUUCAGAUAAAGAUAAUCCUCUAAACAUGAAAACAGAAACAAUUAAAAAGUUGUAUUGGACCUUUCUCCAAUAUCAAUUGAAAAAUUACCAAAAACCUAUUUCAACCAGAUGGCUAUACCAAUUAGAAACAGCCAAACAGUAUCUUGACAGAAAAGAUAUACACCUUGUGUUUGCAAGAUUUUUUGUUGAUCAGUUGAUGUCCUCAAAAAAUGUGCCAGAGAGAUAUUAUCAUAAGUGGACUACUUUCCUCAGUUGGUUACAGGAUGAAAAAAUGAAUAUUUUAAUUAGAAUUAUGGUACAAUUUGGCAAAUGGUUCUAUGAACGAUUAUUCCAUUUUCUUACUGGAGCAGACCCUUGUCCUAGGGUACAACAUAAUGGCACCCCUAAAACACUCCCCAAUGGUUAUCGAGCUCAUGAGCUACCAGAUAUGGUGGGAAAAUGGACCAAGGAAUUGAAUGAGGUUGUAGAGAGACCAGAAAUCAUUUUCUUUGAAGAAUUUCAGGCUGCAAGUGAGCACCUAGAAGAAAAUGAUUAUAUUGAUUUAAUGAAUAAGGUCAAAGCAGGAAUUUGGUCAAUAGUUGUUCAUCAGCAGCAUGUAGAGGGCAUGUUUAAUAAAUAUGAUUUAAAGAUACAUGCCAAUAUGAAUAUUGAUUUGCAAGAAUCUAGACUACAACUUUCAGGACCUAAACCUUUAGGAUGUAUGCUUACUUCAGAGAAACUAAAAGAUGUUUGUGCUCAACAGCAUAGAAUUACUCCCAAUCCAAUAAAUUUGAACUUUGGUGAGGAGGCAACCAAAAAUAUAUUAAAACAUAUACUAAAAAAUAAAUAA